Colletotrichum scovillei is the source of this 2449-nucleotide messenger RNA. RefSeq lists its product as uncharacterized. The coding region runs from base 1102 to 2226 and encodes 374 amino acids. The record is from RefSeq and is a predicted model, not a curated record. The transcript has a single exon. NCBI's taxonomy places the organism in Eukaryota, Fungi, Ascomycota, Sordariomycetes, Glomerellales, Glomerellaceae.
GGGAAAACAAAACUACGAGGUUGACCGCAUCUUUUUGUUUAUGAAGUGACAUGGGACUACAAGUACUACACGAACUGGCAUCAGUUCCUUCCUUACCCGCUCUCCGCCGCUUUCUUUUCAUUGAUUGGCCUUCAUUUUCUUUCCGUCUUUCUGACGCUGUUCUUGAUCAAUCAUCAUCGUUGGUUUUCCAUCUACUAUACCCAAGGUACAUAUCCCUUCCUACUUUGAGGUCAUCCCGAGUCUAUCUCGUUUCCCUCAAAUCUCCUACGACUUAUCACUCAACUACCUGGCCUUCAUUAAGAAACAACACCGUGGUAAUGCCCCUUCUUGUUUCUUCCCACGGAUACUAGACUUUCCUCACCUCCAAACCUGCUCUCCACGGCAAUCCUUGCCCUGCUCCCCUUACCCAGAGCCCUGUCUUUUUACCGGCUCCAACCCUUUCCGGCAGGGAACCCAGCUCAAGGGGACACACUUACCUAAGGUAGUGCACACUACCUGCCUACACAGUAUCUUACUGCGGUACAGAUACUAGCAUCCGUACGGAUAGUGUGGGUAGUCGGGCUUCACCGUGCCAUCACCGCCCACCACGCACAGCUACGCCUCGCGGAGCCAAUCUCACCCGGCCGCCCUCUGCGCCUCCGUCCUCCGUCUCCGUGCCAAGCUGGCACUGCCUCCGAACCACGACGCAUCGCUUCCUCUUCCACCGCAUAACCUGGCAAAGGCCCCAUUUCAAUACCUCCCGGCCUUCGAUCUACUGUUUUACCGCGAACUUGACUCUUCUAUUCUCGAUUUUCAGACCCGAAUUCUUGGGACUACACACACUACCGACCUAUCUCACCUACUCACCUCUCAACCGACUUCUCUACACCAAAGCUAUUCCACUUUCUUGUUCUUGUCCCAUCCCAUAUCCGCUUCGGUAAUAGAGCUGCUUUUCACCCCCAAACUAAAGCUCAACAACCUUAAACUCACAUCAUAUCUCAACCCUCGUACUCGUCUCCAGAUACAGUCUUUCUGCACAUGGGGUCCAAUACCCGCAUCUAAAGAGAGAACCUCCUCCCCCCGCCCACCAACACAUCUAUUCUCCUCUCUCUUCCCUCAACCAUGUCAAAACGCACAACCUUCACCACAAUCUCCCCUCUACCCCCCGGCAUCACCCGCGAUGCCGUCCUCGACUUCCUCCACAACCACCUCGAGAUGAUCGACCUCAACCCCCUCAUCAAAGAACGCCACCUCAUCCCGCCGCCACCCAACGCGCCCCCCGAAGAGCACGCCUGCGCGUGGUACUCCCUCACCGACGAAAUCUCCUACCUGCCCGGCGGCCUGGCCACGGGAAACGUCAGCUACACAUGCUGCUUCCACGACCUGCCCACCGGUCUGCAGACCCACUGCUACGCGCCCAUGGGCCUCGAGAUCCGCGACAAGUGGACCGUCGCCGGCUCCCUGCCGGGCGAGCCCGUCGAGCCCGUCGAGCUCGGCAUCGGCGCCCCGCUCACGGGGCUCUACAUCCGCGAGGACGUCGACAUGCGCUGCAACGUCUUCACCUCGAGCUUCGUCAAGAAGACGCUCAAGAAGAGCCACGGCUUGCUGGUCGACCGCUUAAAGACAAAGGUCCACCGCACCGUCGUCGCCGCCGCGCAUCAGCGGCACGGCAGUCAGAACUCACUACCGGGGUCGGUCAGGUCCGGCUCAAGCGGGCACAGCGCAGCGCAGCUGCAGCAUCAACAAACGUACCCGAACCCGGCUUACACGAACGGCAACGCCCUCGGCAACGCCCUCGGCAACCAGAUCAGUCUCCCGUAUAGACCUUCAUAUCCCAAUACCAACAACAACCCCGUAACCGCACCAACACCAGCGCCGACGCCCCCGGCCAGCGACGGCUCCCAGUCCUCGCAAAACGCGUACCCGGAACCCCUCCGUGUCCGCCGCACCACUAACCAAACCGGCUCGACGUUUUCUCAUCAACACCAACAUCAACAUCAGCAGAAGCCGUCGUGGCCGGAUAUCAAAUCGCAACCGUCCGCCGCCAACGGGUACGCGCACGCCAACUUCUUGUCCGGUCAUAACAAGGCCUACGACACGAAACCUUUGCCUCCGUCGCCGUACGCGGGUGGGAGAGCGGGAGGUGCCGGCGGUGAUGAUUUUGGUCAGCAGCAGCACCAGCGGAAUGGGUGUCAGCAGAACAGUGGCGCAACGCUGCAAGGGCCCUUUGUCGCUGAGCUGGAGUGAGUGAGAUUUCGGGAGUGAGCGGUGGCGGAGUGUGCCCUUUGUGUCACAGUCUUUUGUUUCCCGUCGUUUCGGCCUAAGGGUCUUUUUUGUGUUGGUUAUAUAAACUCGAUACCCCAUAUCUUAUUAUUCAUUUUUGGCAAUUUAUCAAAGACACAUAUACUAGUACAUGAGAACUUCCUUCGUUGUAAGUGGGAUCUGGAUGUCUUGUGUAGUACGGGUGAGG